AUGAAGAUGUCAAAGCUGUCCAAUCAGACGAACUCGCAGGAUCCACAGGCGGUGAAUUCGCGAAUCUUUGUGGGCAAUUUGAAUACGUUCCAGUGUUCAAAGACAGACGUAGAACGAAUGUUUCAGAUCUAUGGUCGGUUGGCGGGUAUAUCAAUGCAUAAGGGCUAUGCAUUCGUGCAGUUUACGAAUCCGUUUGAUGCACGCAAUGCUUGUCAUGGCGAAGAUGGACGUACGGUGCUGAGCCAAACUUUGGAUGUUAAUAUGGUUGCUGAGCCCAAGCCACACCAGAUCGGAAGAAAGCGACAGAAUGUCUCCAAAACAGGAAAUGAUUGGGACUACUUCUAUGACAGUUACUGCUCAUCGACGCUGCUUCGCUCAUCCGGCGUCCGUCCGAAGAAGCGCAAACGUCUAAUGACAUCCACGUCGCGUUUACUCAGCGAUGCUGUGAAUAGCAGCAACAUAAAUGCUGCCGUUGCUGCUGCAGCACUUGCCCAACAACAACAACAAUUGCAUCAGCAUCAGCAACAGCAACAACAGCAGCAGCAGCAGCAGCAACAGCAAACUUCUCACUUGUUGCCGCAUCCGCAUCAUUCGCAUCAUUCACAACAACAACAAGUGCAACAGCAACAGGCACAACACCAUCAACAGCAACAGCAACAGCACCAACAGCAGGUGGCUGCUGUCGCUAUGGCCGCCAUGACGGCCAAUUUAUUGCCACAGCAACAGUUGCUGCUACACCAACAUCAACAUCAGCACAGUUUGUUGGGAAAUGCUAAUAGUGCGGCAGCAGCAGCCGCCGCAGCAGCUGCAGCUGCGGCCACAUGCAAUGGUGCUGCUGGUGGGGGUAACGGCGCCGCUACAACUACAGCUCAUCACAAUCUCGGCGUAUUUUUGCAACAACAGCAAAUUAAACAGCAGCAACAAGCGGCGGCGGCGGCAGCAGCGGCGGCGGUCGGCCAAUACACAUUGACGCCGUCUGGUGGUUUACAAUUGAAAUCAUCGUCCGUGCAAAGUGCCGCUACAGCAAUAAUUGCUGCCGCUAAUCAAACAUCGUUGCUGAAUGGUGGCACCACAGCAAGCGUUGGGGGUAACGAGCAAAUGUCAACAACAGCCACGAAUUACGGUAGCAUGGCAAAUGGUCAGACAGCGCAGCAACAGCAACAGCAACAACAAUCACAGUAUGUGGGGGGUGGUGCCUUGCAACCGUUAACAUUAUCGCUACCCAACAUCCAUCAGUCACAACAACAGCAGCAACAACAAAAGCAGCAGCAACCGAAGUCAUCAGUGCUGCAAAAGCAAACACCGCAACAACAACAGCAAAGCCAUCAGCAACAAGAGCAAUUAACUGCGAAUCAACAAUGGGGACCGUUCAAAGUUUACAGCAAUCCGGACACAUUAAUUUGCGGCAAUUGUCGGGAAUGUUUCAACGAACUGGAUGAAUUAUUAGACCACAAACGGAGUUAUUGCAAGUUGCGCUUCACUUGCAAGUGCCAGGAUGUUGCGUUUACUGCAAAAACACCGCCAAUGAGCGCCAAACUUUUAUGUGCGGUUUGCAAGGACGCCUUUGCCAAUCCCUGGGAUUUGAUGGUGCACGCCCAGGCCGCCCACAUGGUCAACAUUUACGAAUUGGGCAAUGAGGCUAAUAACAAUUAUACCAGCAGUACCGAUUGUGCUGAUGCCGGUGUCAGUACAAAUACCAGCAACAACAAUAACAAUAUCGGCGCUACCUUAGCAGCGGUACCAAACACUGCCACAAAUAUUAGCAACAACUACAACAACAGCACCAAUACAACUGACACCGGUGAUUUGGCCAACAGUGCACAGUUGUCGUCACCGUCGCUGUUUAAGAUAGAGUUAAAUAAUAACAACAACAACAAUAGUAACAAGAACAUUGCCAAAAACAAUAACAACAGCAUCAAAAAUGCCGACAUAAGUAGCGGCCAUGAAAUACAAUUGUCGCCAACAGCCGAAACAUUGCCACCGCAGCCAGCACCAACAUCGGUGCUUGGCAAAUUAGAGAGCAAUAACAAAAACAACAACAACCACAUCGAUGCAGAAACAACCAUUUUGUCGACUGCUGGCAACAAUGGUUUCAUAGCCAGCAAUGGACAUGGACAUGUUAGCGAUGCUGAUCAUUGCAUGGAUAGCAAAUUUGGCAUUUGUAAUAGUCCGAAUGGCUCAAUUGCUCAAAAAUAUGCAACUCAGUGCGAUAAUGCCCGUUUGGAUGGCCACAUUUCGAUUUUGUCGCACACUCAUGAUGGAGACGAUGUGAAAAUGUUGGACGGUUCAUUGUCAUCGCGUGGCAGUUCACCAGCUCUGGAGCAUGAUGAGCAAGAAGAGCAACAACAACAACGGCAGCAGCAAAACGCGCAACCCGCCUGCAUUGUGCGCACACUGAGCAUUGAAGCAGCUACCACCUCGAGCACAACAACCAGCUUGAUGACCAACACUUUGGCAUUAAGCCUUACAAAUGGCGUUGCCAAUGCAGCAGCUGCGUUGGCGCCACAAUAGAGCGGCAAAAACCAUCAGUAUUCUUGAACAAAAAUCCACACAAACAAUAAAUAAAAAAAAAAACAAAAAAACCAAAAAAGAAACAAAACAACAUCACGUGACUUAUGAAAUACAAAUACAAACAAAAGUCAAAUUAAAACGAAUGAUG
Molecule: messenger RNA, 2659 nt
Organism: Anastrepha obliqua
Lineage: Eukaryota; Metazoa; Arthropoda; Insecta; Diptera; Tephritidae
Product: putative mediator of RNA polymerase II transcription subunit 26
Exons: 8
Coding region: 1-2511 (836 amino acids)
Cellular component (GO): nucleus
Molecular function (GO): RNA binding
Source: RefSeq, a predicted model, not a curated record